CAAAAAUAAAAUUCCCACCAUUUUACAAUGAUUGCUAUAGUAGUAUGCUAGAAAAAACAAUUUGGGAUAAAAAGACGAGUUUCCAGUUAUCGCAAAUAAAAUGAAAAAAAAUAUGUAUUUGUAAACAUUGGUCUUCGAUCUCUUAUCCCUUCACUCACAACUUUAGCAUACAAAAUAAAAUUAUGAAUAAGUCAAUAUUGCUGUCAAUAUACAUUAAUAUCUAAGAGAAUUUUUCUUGUAAUCGAAAAUUAUAAUUUUAUAUCUAGCUUGUAUGAAUUUUAUUCACAAAAAUGGAUAAGUUAACAGUGAUAUCCGCCACACUUUUCAUGGCUGCUGAUGUUUUUGCCAUUGUAAGUCUUGCAAUGCCUGAUUGGAUAAUUACAGACAUUGGAGGUGACACUCGUCUAGGUCUUAUGUGGUCUUGCAUGACUCUAUACAACAGACCUCAAGUUUGUUUUACUCCAGACCUUCAACCUGAAUGGCUUUUGGCACUUAUUUGCAUUUUCAUUGGCUGCAUAUGCAUCACCACCACUGUUAUACUAUUAGCUUCAAGUCAUUUUGACAGAAAUGUGGUCCCAUAUGCAAGAUGGGUUGGUUUUGCAGCAAUGGUUGUAUUCUGCUUAGCGGCAGUCAUAUUUCCCAUGGGUUUCCACGUGGAUGAGAUUGGAGGACAACCUUAUCAAUUACCAAACAGUCAUCAAGUUGGAAUCUCCUACAUAUUAUUUGUUCUCUCCCUUUGGAUAACAGUGAUAUCUGAACUUUUUGCUGGGAAAGUGUGUCUCCCACACUUUUAAGCCUCUAAACUAAACUAUCUGAUUAUUAUCAUUAAUAGGUGAAUAAAGUUAGCAAAAAAAAUUCUCUUUAACUUGUGUGUUCCUUGGCUUCUAAAUCAUAAAUGGUUCAGCAAAAAUUUACUCAUUGUGUUAGAUGAUGCAAAUAACUUCUCUAGUGAAUAACUGCAUAAUGUGCUACAACUGUAAUAGUGUAAAACUGUAAAACUCAAUGUAAAGAAAAAUUGUGAAAGAUAACAAAUAUAUUUUUUCCUAUAAACAAAAUUAAAUUACUAUGAUGUUGAAUAGUUGCAAAAGAUAUCUAAUUAUCAUUCACCUAAUCUGUUCAUUCGAAAUAUAGAAUUCUAAACGAUAAUAAAUCUGGUGAUCUAAAGCAGUAGAGGUGCAGCAUAUUUUAAUGUUAUAAAAAAUGCAAUAUCAGCAUUAAUCAUCCUUAAUAAUGUUGGUAGCUAUGUAAAACACAAAUAUAUGUAAUAUACAAAUAAAAAAAUAUUAAUUAUAAUUAACUAUUAAAAUAAUAUAAAAAAAAUACAAUUAUUUAAAAA
Molecule: messenger RNA, 1336 nt
Organism: Bombyx mori (domestic silkworm)
Lineage: Eukaryota; Metazoa; Arthropoda; Insecta; Lepidoptera; Bombycidae
Exons: 3
Coding region: 291-794 (167 amino acids)
Biological process (GO): negative regulation of smoothened signaling pathway
Cellular component (GO): ciliary membrane; Golgi apparatus
Source: RefSeq, a predicted model, not a curated record